Messenger RNA from Ixodes scapularis (black-legged tick), 495 nucleotides. Its product is annotated as CUB and peptidase domain-containing protein 1-like. Gene Ontology annotation, biological process: proteolysis. Bases 1 to 495 code for a protein of 164 amino acids. Gene Ontology annotation, molecular function: serine-type endopeptidase activity. The record is from RefSeq and is a predicted model, not a curated record. The transcript is spliced from 4 exons. Lineage: Eukaryota; Metazoa; Arthropoda; Arachnida; Ixodida; Ixodidae.
AUGUUGAAGAUCAAAGAAUUUAUCACACACGAGGACUAUUGGGGACACCUCACGAAUAAGCACAGCAAUGACAUCGCGCUCAUCAAGUUGACACGACCUUUCGAUUUUGAGGCCAGCCAUGGACGCAUUGGGACUGUCUGCCUAACCCCGGUGCAACCCCCGGCCGGGGUAGCCGUUAGAGUAGCAGGAUGGGGAAGAACUUCUCAGGGUGGAACCGUCAGCGACCAUUUGUUGGCCGUCAGCGUCCCUGUGAUAACAGACAAAAUAUGCAGGAAUACCUACCCAUACGGGUAUCGGCCCAAAUUAAUGUUCUGCGCCGGGCACAACAGAAAACAAGUGGGAAUGCUUCUGGGUCACAGAGUAAACGAACGAAGACCACGUGUUGCCCCGAAUAACUGGGUUACCGCUAAGCCGGACAAGGAGGAUAUAGACGAGUACGUCGACUUUACCGACAUAUUCUCAACCACGAAGACACACCUUCUACCGAAGUGGUAA